Messenger RNA from Gossypium arboreum, 3282 nucleotides. RefSeq names its product rust resistance kinase Lr10. The transcript has 5 exons. Gene Ontology annotation, biological process: protein phosphorylation. The record is from RefSeq and is a predicted model, not a curated record. NCBI's taxonomy places the organism in Eukaryota, Viridiplantae, Streptophyta, Magnoliopsida, Malvales, Malvaceae. Gene Ontology annotation, molecular function: ATP binding; polysaccharide binding; protein kinase activity. Bases 1235 to 3151 code for a protein of 638 amino acids.
UUCAUUAUUUACCCAAAAUUUAAAGGAAAUUGAAUGGCUAUUAACCAUUCCUUCCAAACGCAAGCCAAACACCCAAUUUAUUUAGGGUUUUGACUCAGCAGCCUUUAAUUUCUAAGGCUAUUUCAGCACCAGUACACCAUUAAAAUUGGUGAGGUGUAUAGAAACAGCCUUUAUUUCAAUUGAAAUCAACACUUCAAAGACCAUUUUUAUUUGUGAAUCCGCAUUUCUAUCCCCGAUUUCAACGGAGAAGCCAAGGGAUCUCAUCAAUGCAUUUAGCAAAGGCUCGGUUGUACAGUGGAGCGGAGAGACGUGCGAAGGAGGCCAUGUGAGGAGUCACUCGUGGGAGUCCUAACUCUCUGGCUUAUUCUGGCACGUUCCAGAAGCUUCCAGUGCUGCUGAGAUAUUUUCGGGUGUAUUGGGCCUGGGGUAAUGGGUUAUUUGGGCUAUUUUAUAAAAGAACUUGGUCUUUGAUUUAAUUUUGGGCUAUUUAUUUUCUCUUAUUUUUUUAUAUUUAUUAUUUUUAGUUUAUAAUGGGCCGGGCGAAUUGGGCCUAUUACAAAACUCUUAAAAAAAAAAAUAACGGCAACCUACAAGCUUUUCCUAAGCUUUUUAUGUAGGAGAGUGUAGUAGAAGUGACGCCCAAUCAGGGCGAAUCUAGGGGCGAUCAGGCCCCGGCCCUCUAAAGUAAAAUUAUUAUUUAAGUUUUUGAGAUUUUUUAAAAAUUUUAAAUUAGUAAAAGUAAAAUUAUAUUUUAAUCUUUCUAAGUUAUAAAAAUUUAAUUUAAUCCUUUAAAAAUUAUAAAAUUAAAAUUUUAUCUAACCCCCUACAAAAUUGUCUGGCUUUGUCCAUUCGCCCAAUUGUUCAGAUGGAGUACAAAGACUUGUUGAUCUCUGUGCGAAGUGUGAAGUCGAACAUGGGUUUUCCUUUUUCCUGUUUGAUUGGACCUACAACUAUAGGAAGAAAACAUAUCCAAAGACUUGAGACUUUUGGUGGUAAUAAAAUCGACACCAUUAUUGGCUAUACUUGACUUCUCAUCCGCGGAUUGAGUACACUUUUCUUUUCCUUUGUGAAUUUGGUGUGGAAAAAUCAGCCACGAACAAUUAGUUAUCUACUCCUUUUUCUUCUUUAAAUUUGAGUGAGAGAGACGUGGUUUUGGAGAGUGAAAAAUUGCAGAAACUGUUGAGACUGGUUAGCCUGUAUUAAAUUCUCCUGUCUCUCCCACUGAAACUUUGGGAUGGCAACACUAAAACUUCCAUUACUUUGCCUGUUAGCCCUUGCUUUAUCUUUCUUUCCUCAUGGUUCUACAGCUAGAAGCAUAAACACGCCUUGUGGAUUUACUCUGUGUGGAAACCUUAGCAUCCGUUACCCUUUUCGAUUAACAACCGAGCCUCAAAGCUGUGGUCUUAAGAGAUUUGAGCUGGUGCGCGACAAUAACCGUGCCAUUUUCCCUAUGGAUCGAGGGAACUUUUAUGUCCAACACAUCUAUUAUGAUAACCAAACUAUUCAUAUUGUUGAUGUGAAUGUGGACAAAGAUAACUGCUCUAUUCCUCUUAGUUCCCUUCCUUUCGGCUCCCCUACAAGUAGAAAAUUCCCUCAAAUAGGACCAACAUCUUAUACAUAUCUUGAUACUGAGUUUGCUUUCGAUAAAUUUACAUAUGAAGAGAUGUUUGUCAUGAACUGCAGUACGAAGAUGAACAAGUCAUGGAGUGGGGCUAACUACAUCAAUGCUUGUCGUUGCUCUUCUUGUCCCCCAACAAAUAAGAAUUACUUUUAUUUUUUGGAUGGAGCAACUGCAACUUCUGCUUUCCAUCCCUCUUGCACUGUUGAAGCCCUGGUUCCCAUCAGUCUUCAUAACAUAAAUGGCCUCUCUACUUUUGAUAUUUACAGAAGGCUUAGGAUGGGCACCCAAAUUACAUGGAAUCUUCAAUCUAAACUGCGUUGGGGCUCAGUUGUUAACGCACUACAAUCGUUGUUCUGGGUGUUAGUUGGUCUGCUUUUACUAUAUGCAGAAAGCAUGAUGGCUCUUGUCCUCCCACCUGCUACUUCUCCACCUAGUAAAGGAAUACAGAUUUUUUUUGUUACAAUAACAGGGAUUAUAUUAGUUCGGACACUUUUGGGGAUAUCUUGUUUGACUGUUCUUAUUAUACGUAAGUUAAGAAGAAGACAUUUGUCGGUGAAUGAUGCGAUUGAAAACUUUCUUCAACGUCAAAAGAAUUUUAUGCCGAUAAGAUAUUCAUAUGCUGAAAUAAAGAAAAUAACUGGAGGUUUCAAGAAUAAAUUAGGUCAAGGAGGUUUUGGCACUGUGUUUAAAGGUAAACUUCAAAGUGGCAAACUCGUCGCAAUAAAAUUGCUAAAGGAAUCGAAAGGUAAUGGCCAAGAUUUUAUCAAUGAAGUUGCAACUAUUGGAAGGAUUCAUCAUGUGAAUGUAGUGCAACUUAUUGGCUUUUGCGCGGAGAGGAAAAAACAAGCUCUUGUUUAUGAUUUCAUGACAAAUGGGUCUUUAGACAAAUUUAUAUUUUCAUCAGGAAGUAGCAGCUUGAGUUGGCAAAAGAUGUUUGAGAUAGUAGUUGGAGUGGGUCGAGGUAUUGAAUAUUUACAUAAUGGUUGUGCCAUGAAGAUUUUACAUUUUGAUAUCAAGCCACAUAACAUUAUUUUAGAUGAAAAUUUUAAUCCAAAAGUUUCAGAUUUUGGUCUCGCAAAAUUGUAUCCGGUGGAUGACAGUAUUAUUUCUCUUACAGCAGCACGUGGUACAUUUGGAUAUAUGGCUCCUGAAUUAUUUUAUAAAAGUAUUGGAGGUAUCUCGUAUAAAGCUGAUGUAUAUAGUUUUGGAAUGAUGCUAAUAGAAAUUGUGGGGAAGAGAAAAAAUUUAAACGCUUCUGCCGAACAUCCAAGUCAAGUUUAUUUUCCUACAUGGAUUUAUGAUAGACUUCAACAAGGGGAGAACAUAGAGCUUGAAGACAUGACAGAAAGUGAAAACAGCAUCAUGAGAAAAAUGAUAAUUGUUGCUUUUUGGUGCAUACAAACGAAGCCCAUACAUCGUCCUUCAAUGACCAAAGUAUUGAAGAUGCUUGAAAGUGAAGACGAGCUCCUUGAGAUACCUCCGAAGUCUUUGAUAUUUUCUGUGGACAUGUCAUGUAAUGAUAGUGAAUAAGAAUUAAAACAGACAUGAGACUGUGCAUAAUGCAAGUUGUGUAAUAUUUCAAAGGAGAAUUUGCUUUCGUUUGCUGCCUUGAAAUGGCUAUGAAGAUAAAUAGACAAGACUCUCCUAAUUAAUUUGUGAAA